CCGCUCCUUAUUUGACGUGCCGUAAAAGAGAUCAUGAAAAAAUAAAUGUGUAAUAUAAUUUGUUAAAUAUUUACAUUGCCGUGUUACACUUUAAAACUGAGAGUUAGGGCGUGUUUUUGAAUGGCAUUUUUCAUGUGUUAUACGAGAUGUUGUAUAAAAAUAAUGAUACUAACUUCAUUACAUUUCGAGUGGUUCUAGUCUGUAGAGCGGCUCUAUUGUUUGUUGUUGGGAAAUUGAGAAAAAUGGUGUUCACAGUGGAAUCAACUGAACAGGAUGUCUCUAAACAUGACAACAGAGGGUCUGUAUGGAAGGAAUUUAUAAUAUCAUUUCUGGCAAGCAUUCCAUUCUUCACACACGGCAUAGAAACUACAAUACUUUCAACAUCAGCGCAUGCAGGCCACUUCAUCACCUCACCUGAUGAUGAGCCAUGGAACGCUACAGCCAUGUUGCUAGCAGCUGGUACAUCCGCUCCAAUUUACUGUUACCUCAUUGAUAAGUUCGGAAGAAAGAUUGGAAUAUUCAUCAUCAGUUUAAUGCAGGGUGCUUCACUUGUACCAUUAUUUUUACCGCCGCAAGACAUAAAUAUGAUAAUAUUACAUGUAUUCGCUGGAAUCUCGUCAGGAGGACUAUUUACUGUUCUACCAAUUUACAUAAGAGAAAUAAGCUCAAUAAACACAAGGGGCGUGACGAUGUCAUUGAUGAUGGUGAUGACAACUGCCGGAUACCUGAUGAAGUUGGUGACAGGAAUUGAAACUUUGAUGUAUUCGAUGACAGCACUCGUGAUAAUACAAUUCAUAUUUAUGGUAGUGAUGGUGGAAUCACCGAGCUAUUUGGUGAUGAUUGGGAAAAUGGAGGCAGCGAUGCAAUCGUUGUCGAAGUUAAAAUGUUUGACAUACGAUAAUCCAACAAUAUCAACGGAAUUAACACAUUUAAAAGAUGAAAGUGACAGAGGUACAGCAAAUGGAAAGUUAAACUUAGUUAAAAUUCUAAAAGACAGAAUAUGGUGGGACGCCACGAAAAUAGGCUUUAUUCUCUACACAAUACAUGUUAUAUGUGGCAGCAUCGUAUUCUUAGAUCAAGAUAAGGCUUUAUUGCAACUAAAAAUGGAUAUGGACCCUGAGAAAGUGCUCGUCGUGGCUUGUUUGUGUGGAGGCGGCCUGCUCUGCUUGUUGAUGAUCAAAUUUGUUGAGAGAAAGUAUCUGUUGACUUUUGGGUAUGUGAUAAUGGUACUGUCUAUGGGUGUACUCGGGGUCUACACACAAACAGAUCUGACUGUGAGAUCAUUACAUUGGUUGCCGGUGGCAGCCCUGAGUGUGCUAAUUGUGGGAUAUGGUUUAGCAUGGGGUUUACCCAUAAUUAUCAUGGUUGAGAUUUAUAAUCUCGAGAUACGCGCCAAGCUGCUCGGUGUUUUAUAUGCAUAUUCACAAUUAAUAAAACUAGCACAUGUACACUCCUUUAAAUAUAUCGAAGAUUAUACGGGAAUAUAUACUAUAUUCUACUUAUUUGCUUGUAUAAACCUAUUUGCUGGUGUGUACAGUUUAUUUGGGAUACCUAAUAUAAAAGAUAAGAGUGUUAAACAAAUUGAAAGACAAUUGAAACGACUGCCGAUACUGAAAUUAUGAAAU
Molecule: messenger RNA, 1625 nt
Organism: Achroia grisella
Lineage: Eukaryota; Metazoa; Arthropoda; Insecta; Lepidoptera; Pyralidae
Exons: 7
Coding region: 147-1622 (491 amino acids)
Biological process (GO): transmembrane transport; carbohydrate transport
Cellular component (GO): membrane
Molecular function (GO): carbohydrate:proton symporter activity
Source: RefSeq, a predicted model, not a curated record